Arabidopsis lyrata subsp. lyrata is the source of this 2345-nucleotide messenger RNA. Its product is annotated as serine/threonine-protein kinase-like protein At1g28390. The transcript has a single exon. Gene Ontology annotation, cellular component: plasma membrane. Gene Ontology annotation, molecular function: protein kinase activity; ATP binding. The record is from RefSeq and is a predicted model, not a curated record. The coding region runs from base 673 to 2070 and encodes 465 amino acids. Gene Ontology annotation, biological process: protein phosphorylation. Lineage: Eukaryota; Viridiplantae; Streptophyta; Magnoliopsida; Brassicales; Brassicaceae.
CUAGAUUCUACAGUUUAGGCCAAAUACAUUUUUAGUGAAAGACAAAGUAAUGAUUAUGGUCCCAGGUGAAAAGAGAAUUCUUAUGUGAGGAUAAAAGAAAGAAAAAAUAGAAAUCUUAUGUAUAUGUGUGUCUUCCAUUACCAAAAAUGUAUAUGUGUGUCUUGGCUUAAAAGUUAAAAUAUCUUUUGGUUAUUUUUGUUGUAAGUUUGUAUACACAUUUAGCACAUGCCCGAAAACCAGCCUGAGUAUAGAAAAUUCGAAUUUGUUACGUUUUCUUCUUUCAAUCAGCCACCAACAUAUCCGGCGAUGAUCUUUCUAUCAAAUACCAAUAAUUGAUACAUGCAAAAUCUUAAUUUCUAAAAGUGUAUCAUUAUAACAAAUCAACAAUACAUUGAGGCGGAAAUAAUUCAAGAAAAUCAUCAAACUAAUGAUUACACACACUCACUCAUGUCUCAUGCACAGAUACACAUACGUAAAAUGUUAAUUGCAAAUUAAAUAAUUGAGCAACUUUGAAAUUAAAGCAACUUUGAUUUUUGUUUUCACACCAUACCUUUCUCUUGCUUUCUUGCACCAAAGCUGUUCAACAGUAACCUCACCCUUCUUCUUCUUCUUCAAAAACUUCAAUCAUGCUCCAUUCUCAUUCUUCUCCUUCUCUCUCUCUAAAUCUCUCCAAUGGGUUAUCUCUCUUGCAACGGCGAAUCCGCCGUUGCAAUCUGCGAUCCUUAUAACUGGAAUCCUCGUCGAAAAUCAAAACCGGAGAAACGUCGUCCUCCUAAGCUUCGGAUUUUCAACUAUGACGAACUCGCCGUCGCUACAAACGGCUUCUCCGCCGGAAACUUCCUCGGGAAAGGAAGUCACGGCAGAGUUUACAAAGCGGUUCUUGACGACGGGAAACUUCUCGCCGCCGUCAAGAGAACAACAAUCACCCCCGCUGGUAAUUAUAAUAAUAACGUGAGUCAAGUAGACAACGAGAUCGAGAUUCUUACAAGAGUUCGUCACCGUUGGAUGGUCAACUUAAUCGGUUACUGCGUUGACCACCGGAGAAAAACAAAGCUGUUAGUCGUCGAGUACAUGCCUAACGGUACGCUUCACGAUCAGUUACAUUCUCGUAGUUCGUUACCGGUCAGUUGGAAUCGGAGAAUCAAACACGCGCUUCAGAUCGCGAUUGCUGUCCACGCUCUUCACACCGCGGAGACUCCGGUGAUCCACCGUGACAUUAAAUCGUGUAACAUUCUCAUCGACGGUAACGGUAACGCUAGAUUAGCAGAUUUUGGAUUAGCGUUGAUCGGAAACGUUGACGAUGAGCGUUUGAAAUGUACUCCGCCGGCGGGAACGUUGGGGUACUUAGAUCCGUCGUAUUUAGCUCCGGCGGAUUUGACGGCUAAGAGCGAUGUUUUCAGCUUUGGGAUAUUGUUGUUGGAGAUUAUUAGUGGUAGAGAAGCCAUUGAUUUGAAUUAUAGUCCGUCGUGUAUUGUAGAUUGGGCGGUGCCGUUAAUCAAACGCGGCGAAUUCGCCGCGAUUUGUGAUUUGAAGAUUAAGAACCGUCCUUAUUCCGCCGUGAUUCGGAAACUGGUGAUGAUGGCGGCGAGAUGUGUGAGAUCGACGGCGAAGAAACGUCCUGAUAUGUUAGAGGUGGUUGAGUGUUUGAAAACGGUGAGGAAGUUAUCUCAGGCUUCACCGGCGUGGAACAGGCUGCGGCGGAGGAGUGAAGAGAGAUCGGAAAAUGUUUUCGGGGUUGAGGAAGAAAAGGAAGAGAUUCAUGUGAGGAUUGUGAGAGGAGGAAGCAGGAAGAACCGGAAGGUAACGAACGUGACGUGUGUGGAUGAUGUAUACGAGAGAAUAGUUCCGGAGGAGACGCCGCCGUUUCGUCGUCGGAAUUUUGUGCUGAGGUCGAGAUCAGUGGGAGCGAAAGUCGGACCGGAUCCAAACGACGGCUUUGGUGAUCAGGUGGUGGUUACAAUGAGAAUAUUUAUCGAGAAAGAAAGACCGGUGACGACGGCGGCGAUGAGACUGAGCAAGUCGAGGUCGGUGGGGAUUGUACGUAGUUACAAAACGGCGUCGCGGAAGUGAUAUUGAGUGUUUUACAAAAGUCAGCAAUUUGUUUGACCGUUGCCUUUUUUGUUUUCCUUCUAUUUUUGUUUUUCUCUGUCUCAUUUGUUUUGUCUUUUUUUUAUUGAGCUGAUAUUGGGGUUUUUACUCUUUUUUUUUUUUUUUGUAUUGAAUAAAAAUUGUGUUUGCUACGAAUUUUUCAAAGUGAUUACUGAAAAAGUUUUUAAAAAGUCAGAAAGGGGAAUGGAAUAGACUACUUGAACAUUAUAAAGUUGCAUAGAAAAUUGAGAGUUGAA